AUGGUGUUCAGGCUGAAGCUUAUUCUGUUCUUAGUAUUGCACUUUUUGCCUAAGGUGAAAAGCUCAAUGGUAAGUUUGAAUAACAAUGGAUAUGAAGAUAUUGUCAUUGCAAUUAAUCCCAGUGUACCAGAAAAUGAAACACUCAUUCAAAGAAUAAAGGAAAUGGUAACUGAAGCUUCUACAUACCUGUUUCAUGCCACGGAAAGAAGAGUUUAUUUCAGGAAUGUAAGCAUCUUAAUUCCAGUUACCUGGGAGUCAAAAUCUGAGUACUUAAUGCCAAAGCAAGAAUCAUAUGACCAGGCAGAUGUCAUAGUUGCUGAUCCUUACCUGAAAUAUGGAGAUGAUCCCUAUACUCUUCAAUACGGACAGUGUGGAGAGAAAGGACAAUAUAUACAUUUCACUCCAAACUUCCUGUUGACUGAUAAUAUGUCUAUCUAUGGGCCUCGAGGCAAAGUAUUUGUCCAUGAGUGGGCCCAUCUCCGGUGGGGAGUGUUUGAUGAGUAUAAUGUGGACCAGCCAUUCUAUAUUUCCAGAAAGAACACUAUUGAAGCAACAAGGUGUUCCACUCAUAUUACUGGUAUGAAUGUGGUUUUCAAUGAAUGCAAGGGAGGCAGCUGUAUAACAAGGCAAUGCAGACGUGACUCAAAAACGGGGCUGUAUGAAGCAAAAUGUACAUUUAUCCCAAACAAAUCUCAGACUGCAAGAGACUCCAUAAUGUUCAUGCAAAAUCUCAACUCUGUAACUGAAUUUUGCACAGCAAAAACACACAACAUAGAAGCUCCAAACCUACAAAACAAAAUGUGCAAUCACAAAAGUACAUGGGAUGUAAUCAAGGAAUCUGAUGAUUUUCAGAAUGCAUCUCCCAUGACAGGAACAAAUCUACCACCUCAUCCUACAUUUUCAUUGCUCAAAUCCAAACAUCGAGUAGUCUGUUUGGUACUUGAUAAAUCUGGAAGCAUGAAUACAGUAGACCAUCUUGUCUCAACUCGUCUCCUUCGAAUGAAUCAAGCAGCAGAACUGUACUUAAUUCAAAUUAUUGAAAAGGGAUCUAUGGUUGGAAUGGUCACAUUUGAUAGUACUGCUGAGAUCCAAAAUAAGCUAACAAAAGUAAUUAAUGAUAACACUUACCUAAAGCUCACUGCAAAUCUGCCUAAAAUUGCUAGUGGAGGAACUUCAAUUUGCAAUGGCCUCAAAGCUGGAUUCCAGGCAAUUACCUACAGUAACCUGAGUACCUUUGGUGCUGAAAUCAUAUUACUAACAGAUGGGGAAGAUGAUGCAAUAAGCUCAUGCUUUGAGGACAUCAAACAGAGUGGUGUAAUCAUCCACACCAUUGCUCUAGGACCUUCUGCUGCCAAAGAGCUGGAGACUCUGUCAAAUAUGACAGGAGGACUUCGUUUUUAUGCCAAUAAAGACAUAAAUGGCCUCAUAGAUGCAUUCAGUAGAAUUUCAUCUAGAAGUGGUAACAUCUCUCAACAGGCUCUUCAGUUGGAAAGUAAAGCCUUGAAUAUUACAAGAAGGGAAUGGAUAAAUGGUACAGUUCCCGUGGACAGUACAAUUGGAAAUGACACUUUCUUUGUUGUCACCUGGACAAUACGAAAGCCAGAAAUUAUUCUUCAGGAUCCAAAAGGGAAAAUAUAUAAAACCUCGGAUUUCAAAGAUGAUAAACUAAAUAUUCAUUCUGCCCGACUUCGAAUACCAGACAUUGCAGAGACAGGCACUUGGACCUACAGCCUUCUAAAUAAUCAUCCCAACUCUCAAUUGCUAACAGUGACAAUGACCACUCGAGCAAGAAGUCCUGCCACACUCCCAAUAAUUGCAACUGCUCACAUGAAUCAAAACACAGCACAUUACCCUAGUCCAAUGAUUGUUUAUGCUCGAGUCAGUCAAGGGUUUCUGCCUGUUCUGGGAGUCAAUGUAACAGCCAUUAUAGAAACUCAAGAUGGACAACAAGUAACAUUGGAGCUCUGGGACAAUGGUAUAGGUGCUGAUACUGUGAAAAAUGAUGGCAUCUACUCAAGGUACUUUACAGAUUACCAUGGAAAUGGUAGAUACAGUUUAAAAGUACAUGUUCAGGCAAGAAAAAACACAGCUAGACUAAGUUUAAGACAACAACCCAACAAGGCUCUGUAUAUACCUGGCUAUGUUGAAAAUGGUAAAAUUAUACUGAACCCACUCAGACCUGAAGUCAAAGAUGAUGUGGCAGAAUCCAAAAUGGAAGAGUUCAGCAGACUAACUUCUGGAGGGUCGUUUACUGUGUUAGGAGUGCCACCCAAAGGUAAUCAAACUCAUGUGUUCCCACCUGGUAAAAUUGAAGACCUUGAGGCUGAGUUUAAAGGAGAUCAUAUUCAACUUUUAUGGACUGCUCCCGGCAAUGUUCUUGAUAAAGGAAAAGCUAAGAGCUACAAUAUAAGAAUAAGUAAAUGUUUCCUGGAUCUCCAAAAAGAUUUCGAUAUUGCUGCUUCAGUAAAUACUUCUGCUCUAAUACCUAAGGAGGCUGGCUCAAAAGAAAUUUUUGAAUUUAAACCAGAAUAUUUUAAAAUAGAAAAUGGCACCAAGUUCUAUAUUGCAAUUCAAGCUAUCAACGAAGCCAAUCUCACUUCAGAGGUUUCUAACAUUGUACAAGCAACCAAGUUUAUUCCUCCAAAGGAAACUAGCAUCCCAGCUUUGGGUACCAAUAUCUCUGCAAUCAGUUUAACAGUUUUGGGAUUAGCUGCAAUUUUAUCUGUAUUUUAA
Marmota flaviventris (yellow-bellied marmot) is the source of this 2733-nucleotide messenger RNA. Its product is annotated as calcium-activated chloride channel regulator 1-like. Gene Ontology annotation, cellular component: plasma membrane. Gene Ontology annotation, biological process: chloride transport. NCBI's taxonomy places the organism in Eukaryota, Metazoa, Chordata, Mammalia, Rodentia, Sciuridae. Gene Ontology annotation, molecular function: intracellularly calcium-gated chloride channel activity. The record is from RefSeq and is a predicted model, not a curated record.